Molecule: messenger RNA, 408 nt
Organism: Metarhizium robertsii ARSEF 23
Lineage: Eukaryota; Fungi; Ascomycota; Sordariomycetes; Hypocreales; Clavicipitaceae
Product: Heat shock protein 70
Exons: 2
Coding region: 1-408 (135 amino acids)
Source: RefSeq, a predicted model, not a curated record
AUGUCAUCUCUAAAGACCCAAUCCAUAGAAACGCGAAAUGCGUCAUCCAUAAAAGUCGUCAACGAUGCCUUUAAUCGGAUUAUAGCGUCUGUGAACCACACCACUCACGAACUUGCCUCUGGGUCUCAACUUCCGAAGAGACAAGUGUCUGGUUUUCCACCUCUCCAAGAUGCGUCGGCUAUUGCCAAGGUUCUGAUCGAUAUUACGACAAAUAUCGCUUCACUGUUUGUCGAGGCUUUGGAUGUUUUCAAUCAAUCGAGCAUUCUUAUUGCAAUUGGCACCGUGAUAGGGAAGGCUUCGCUUGGUCUGCUCGAUGUUGUUGGCGUCAUCAUUCGAGAUGUUCCCGGUAUUCAGCAGGCUAUUCAACUCGUAGUAGGCAUUCUCAAAAAGGUGCUUGCCUUCAACUAG